AUGUUUGGUGUGUCGAGGCCUACUUUCGGUAAUACAGGGGCUUCGCCUUUUGGGCAGCAACAAACAGGGACGUUCGGUCAACCUCAAUCUACGACAAAUGCAUUUGGGUCCAACACCACGAAUAAUGCGCAGUCAGGGUUUGGUGGGUUCGGAAACACCCAACAACAAGCCACACCUUCUCCUUUUGGUAUGUCACAGCAACAACAAAGUAAUAAUGGUCCAUUUGGUCAGGCAACGUCCUCGGUGUCGAAUCCGCCUUCCCUGUUCAAUGGCAACGCAGGAGGUCAAGCAGCUGCAGGUGGGACUGGAAUCAAGCCGUUCAGUGCCUAUACGGAAAAAGAUGCGACUACUGGUGUCAACAAUGCAUUCCAGUCGAUUUCGUGCAUGCCAGAGUAUAAGAACUAUUCGUUUGAAGAGUUAAGAUUCCAGGACUAUAAAGCGAACAACAAGUAUGGUCAAGGGGGAACAGGCGCCGGGGGGAACGUUGCUUCGUCUUUUGGGGCACAAUCAAACAGUUCCCCUUUUGGUACUAACAAUCAAGCAUCUUUUGGUGUAGGAAACGCUAAUGCUUCCUCGACAGGAGGGUUCUUUGGCCAAGCCAAUACCAAUACGGCAAGCUCUCCCUUCAAUCAGAAUACCACUAGCAAUGCAUUUGGCCAGGCUACUGCGAACUCGCCUUUUGUUCAGACCAGUACGAAUGCUUUUGGUCAAGGUGCAGCUGGGGCUAGUAGUUCACCGUUUGGUCAGGGCAAUGCUGCAGCUAACUCUCCUUUUGGCUUAAAGACCGCCACCACAACAGGUGCUGGCGGUGGCGGUGGGUUAUUUGGACAAAAUAACACGAGCGCUACAUUUGGACAGAAUGCCACUACUAGCGGCGGCUUAUUUGGCCAAAGUGGCAAUGCCAAUAAUGCUUCACCAUUUGGCCAAUCUAGUACGUUUAAUCAGGCGGCUAAUACGUCUGCUGGCGGCUUAUUUGGUCAAAAUAAUAAUCAGCAACAGCAACAGCCUGGCAGCAUGUUUGCCUCUAGUAACAAUCAACAGUCUGGUGGGUUGUUUGGCCAAAAUAAUACUCAACAGCAGAGCACAGGCUUGUUUGGCAAUGCUAACAGUGCUACCGCCACUUUUGGCCAAAGUAAUACCUCUGGGUUAUUCAACAAGCCUACUACAGCGGGCGGCUUGUUCGGUCAAAGCGGCACCCAGCCACAACAGCAGGGUGGCGGACUCUUUGGACAAAAUAAUACAAACACUGUAUUUGGCCAAGGUAAUCCGUCAUCUGGUGGCUUAUUUGGGCAAACUCAGCAAGCUCAACCUCCACAAGCAGGAGGCCCUAGUGGUGCUGGUGCUGGUGCUGGUGCUGGCAUUUUUGGACAGAACACCCAGCAGGGUAGUCUCUUCGGUCAAAGUAAUAACACGCAGCAGCCGCAACAACAGCAGCAACAACCACAACAAGGUGGUCUCUUUGUACAAAACGGCCAACAACAGCAAGGUGGCUUGUUUGGCCAAAAUAGUGGAAGUAAUAGCUUUAGGCAAACCAGUAAUGCCGCUGCAGGUGGGAUUUUUGGAAGCAAACCCCCUGCAACUGGCGGCUUAUUUGGCCAGAAUACAGUUGGUGGCAAUAGAUUUGGUCAACCCACUACUAACAAUACCAAUACAGGCGGGUUAUUCGGUCAGAAUAAUGCCCAGCAGCAGAGUGGAGGUAUGUUUGGGUCUAAUAAUACCCAACAACCGUCUGGAGGGUUGUUUGGACAAAAUAGCAAUGCUCAGCAACAGCCAGGCAGCGGUUUGUUCGGACAAAACAACAAUACUCAGCAACUAGGAGGAGGACUAUUUGGUCAGAAUAACAAUCAGCAACAGGGUGGUGGGAUGUUUGGUUCCAAGCCUACAGGUACGUCGACUGGAGGUUUGUUUAGUGGGGGUAACAAUGCACCUGCUGCUGGCGGUUUGUUUGGCAACAACAAUCAACAGCAGCAGCAGCAGCAGCAAGGCGGUGGCUUGUUUGGCAAUAAUACUGCUCAGUCGGGUGCAAUUGCUGGAGGCUUGUUUGGGAACAAAACUCUGAACAACAAUACAGGUGCAGGAUUAUUUGGUAACAAUUCUUCAUCGCAGACUAACAAUACCGGAGUUGGUUUAUUUGGCAGCACUAAUAAUGUCAAUGCCAAUUCCAAUUCCGGUUCUGGUGGUCUGUUCACUCCCAAACCUCUUAACGCCUCAUCCUCUAGUGCUACAGGUAGUUUGUUUGGAUCAAAACCGUCCGGAACUUCUACUGUGGGCGCUACGGGUGGUGGACUUUUUAGUUCAAAGCCUGGAGUGGCAACUAGCUCUGGUCUUUUUGGACCAAAGGCUCCUGGUUCCACCACCAAUGGACUGUUUGGAAAUACCAAUUCAUCAUCAACGGGAUCAAACAUUGCUAAUCUUCAACAACCUGUGGGGAAUUCUGUGUCCUCUGCCCAACAAGGAAAUAACCCAUAUGGUACCAAUGAACUCUUUUCGCGAGUUAUUAUCCCAAAUUCAUUUACACAACCCUCAAAGCCAAGCGCUACAAAAAUUAACGCUGACAACAAGAAGAAAGCUUCUUUGACUAGUGCAUACAGACUCGCUCCAAAGCCACUAUUUAGCCCGAAGUCCAAAGCUAACGGCACUGCUGCGCGCUCUGGAAACAACAUUAUGAGCAGAAAAGUCUCCUCCAUGUCGUCUUCACAAGAGUCCACCAGAGAGUUAGUUCCGACUUCUACCGGUUCUUCCACUGUGUUUACUAAUGAGACAGAUGAAAUCAUCUUAUCUUCCACUAAUAGGCUUUUUAACCCGGACAAGAAAUCAUUCAAAAACCUAAUAUUGAACAGGAAAAAAAUGGAAGACGCCGCCGGUGUGGGAAAUGAUGGAAACGAGGAGCCAAAGAGAAUUACUUUUGCGCCCGCACUUGCUAGCGAGAAAGAGACCUCCCAAAGUAAGGAGUCCAAUUUCUUUGAAACCGUACAUGAUACACCCGCGGCCGCAAAAGAAAACAAGAAGCCAUCCUAUAUAUUUAAUGGUACUAACCUGCCUAUAAUGCAGGCAAAUACCGCCGUGGAGGAAAAGAAAGAUAUUGUGAAACCUUCCGGUUUUGUCGGGGACGAUCUUUCUUUCAUUGAAGAUGGAUACUAUAUAUCUCCUUCCCUGGAGACCUUGUCAUCGAUGACGUUGUUACAGCUUCGGAAAGUAUCUGGCCUAGUUGUGGGUCAAAAUGAUUACGGGAAGAUCGAGUUUUUAGCCCCUGUCGACUUGUCCAAUAUUUCUCUGCCCACGAUUUGCGGCAACUUGGUCCGUUUUGCGGAGAAGGUAUGUGAGGUCAGCUACGUCGGCAAUAUUGCCCCUCCGCCAGGCGACCAAUUAAAUGUUCGCGCCCGCAUAACGCUUCACAGCACUUAUCCAACUGACAAGGCAACCAGACAGCCAAUUAAGGAUCCUAAACAUCCCAUAUUGAAGAGACACAUUGAAAAGUUGAAGAAGAUCGAGCACACAAAGUUCGAAUCUUACGAUGUGAAGACAGGGAGUUACAUCUUCAUUGUUGAAACUCCUGUUGCAUAA
Messenger RNA from Eremothecium cymbalariae DBVPG#7215, 3564 nucleotides. RefSeq names its product FG-nucleoporin NUP116 (gene NUP116). The transcript has a single exon. The record is from RefSeq and is a predicted model, not a curated record. Gene Ontology annotation, cellular component: nuclear pore; nuclear pore cytoplasmic filaments. Gene Ontology annotation, biological process: post-transcriptional tethering of RNA polymerase II gene DNA at nuclear periphery; protein import into nucleus; RNA export from nucleus. Gene Ontology annotation, molecular function: structural constituent of nuclear pore. Lineage: Eukaryota; Fungi; Ascomycota; Saccharomycetes; Saccharomycetales; Saccharomycetaceae. Bases 1 to 3564 code for a protein of 1187 amino acids.